CUACCUGCAUGGCCCGGCGCUGGCCCGCGCUCCGAGGGCGGCGGGGCGGGGGCGGAGGGCAGGGGAGGGGAGGGGCCCGGCGGCGGGGCCGUGCCGCGGCGGGGCAGCCGGGCGCAGCACGGUGGUAGCCGCGGCCGCAGAGGCUGGUGGAGGGCGGCGGAAAGUCACCGCGCCGCCCUCGCUUCAGCCGAGCCGCAGGUGGGGCGGGGAGGGGAGCGGAGGCGCCAUCCCCCCGCCCCCGGGGGGCGCUGCGAUGAGGCAGCGGGCGGCGGCGGCGGGCAGGAGGUGCCGCCGCUGCCCUGAGGUCGCGGCGGCCCGCGGGCGAUGGAUGGGGAGGGCGAGGCGGAUCUCUCCAGCGACACGGCGGCGCCGCGGUGCAAGACGACGUCGACCCCCCGGCUGCAGCCCUGCGCCUGGAGCAAGCCCCGGCCCCAGUCGUACCAGACCGCCAACGGGGUGCUCUUCACCGACUUUCCCGUGGAGGACAGGUGCACCUUCACCGUGACUCAGCCCGCCGGCACCGUCAGCACCUGCCCAGGCAGCGGAGCGCUGCGGAGGGGCCCCUCAUUUUUCAGUUCCAGCAUGGGAUCGGUGUCCAACGGGAAGGUACGGCCUCCAGCCUGCCAGGCCGUCUCUCCUGAGCGGUCCCCCCAGGCGCUCGCUCUGGUUUCGAACAGUCCUGUCGGUUUUACUGCCAACGGCACCAUUACCUCACCGGGCAGCCAGCUGGGUCAUCCCCCGAGGACUUCCAGUCAGUCAGCACUUACACCGCAGCAAGAGCGGAUUGUUUUUACAGGCAGCCCUCAGCCCUCACCUGCUGGAAAGGCGCCUUCCCCCAGUAACAGCAACGCGGCAGCGCUGCCCUUGCAAUGCAACCGGAUUUCUAAAAUAGCAGAAAAAGUGCCGCAGGGGCCCCCCGCGGUGUCCCAGGCGAUGUCCCCAGCACAAGGCAUAGCUCCUCAGAGGCCUGCGUCCACUCAGGAGCAGCCCGUGGAGCAGCAGCCCGUGGUCCUGAGCACCAACAGCCCUGCUGCUCUCAAGGUGGGCACGCAGCAGAUCAUUCCCAAGAGUUUGGCUUCUGAAAUAAAGGUGACGAGCAAAGCCAACAGCCAGAACGCAGAGACGAGCAAGAGGGUGCUGAAGGUCCGCAGCAUGGUGGAGAGCCUCAGCGUGCCUUUGGUGGCCGAUGCUGAGGAGGAGGCUGAGGGUGACCUGGACAGCCCGGGGACCCUGCGGCGUGGCCUGAGGUCGACGUCCUACCGCAGAGCGGUGGUGAGCGGCGUGGACUUCGACAAUUCUUCUAAUUUUAAGAAAAAAAACAGAAUGUCCCAGCCCAUACUUAAAGCAGUUGUUGAAGAUAAAGAGAAAUUUUCGAGCCUGGGGAGGAUAAAGAAGAAAAUGCUGAAAGGACAAGGGACGUUUGAUGGGGAAGAAAACGCUGUAUUAUAUCAGAACUAUAAAGAAAAAGCUCUGGACAUAGAUUCUGAUGAAGAGUCUGAGCCCCGAGAGCAGAAAUCGGAUGAAAAGGUUGUUUUUCACUAUAAGCCCCUGAGAUCAACAUGGAGUCAGCUGUCUGUUGUAAAGAAGAACGGAUUAUCGGAAGCAAUCAGCCAGGAAGAAAGAAAAAGACAGGAGGCGAUAUUUGAAGUGAUAUCUUCUGAGCAUUCUUACUUGCUGAGCUUGGAGAUUCUGAUCCGGAUGUUUAAAAAUUCCAGGGAACUGAGCCUCACAAUGACCAAAACGGAGAGCCAUCACCUUUUCUCCAAUAUCACAGAUGUUUACGAAGCAAGCAAAAAGUUCUUUAAAGAACUUGAAGACAGACAUCAGAACAACAUCUUUAUUGAUGAUAUUAGUGAUAUAGUUGAAAAGCAUACUUCUUCAACAUUUGAUCCGUAUGUAAAAUACUGCACUAAUGAAGUCUAUCAGCAGCGAACACUACAGAAAUUACUAGCCACAAAUCCAGCAUUUAAAGAGGUGUUAUCACGGAUCGAGUCCCAUGAAGAUUGCCGGAAUUUACCAAUGAUCUCUUUCCUCAUUCUUCCCAUGCAGAGAGUCACUCGUCUUCCCUUACUGAUGGAUACAAUUUGUCAGAAAACUCCUAAGGAUUCACCAAAAUAUGAGAACUGCAAGCAAGCUCUAAAAGAAGUGAGCAAGCUGGUGCGUUUAUGCAACGAAGGUGCUCGAAAAAUGGAAAGGACAGAAAUGAUGUACACAAUCAACUCCCAACUGGAAUUUAAAAUCAAGCCAUUUCCAUUGGUUUCCUCUUCACGGUGGUUAGUGAAAAGGGGUGAAUUAACAGCGUAUGUAGAAGACACUGGACUUUUUUCUAAAAGAACUUCUAAACAGCAGGUGUACUUCUUCCUCUUUAAUGAUGUCCUCAUUAUCACCAAGAAGAAGAGUGAAGAGAGUUACAGUGUCACAGAUUACUCUUUAAGGGACCAGCUGGUGGUACAACAGUGUGACAGUGAGGACCUGACUUACUCUCCCAUAAAGAACACCUCAACCAUGCUCUACUCGCGGCAGAGUGCUGCAGCUCACCUCUUCAGGCUAGCGGUCCUCAGUAACCACGCAGGAGAGAAGGUGGAGAUGCUCUUGGGAACAGAGACUCCGAGCGACAGAGCUCGCUGGAUUACUGCGCUUGGGCAGGACCAAGACCGGCAGAAAACCGACAGGACAACCUUGACUCAGGUAGAGAUCAUCAGAACUUACACAGCAAAGCAGUCAGAUGAACUGUCUCUUCAAGUUGCUGACGUUGUUUUGGUUUAUCAAAAAGUAAAUGAUGGCUGGUAUGAAGGGGAACGAUUGCGGGAUGGCGAAAGAGGUUGGUUUCCCAUGGAGUGUGCUAAAGAAAUCACGUGUCGUGCCACGAUUGACAAGAACAUGGAACGGAUGGGACGCUUACUCGGACUUGAAACCAACGUGUAGACAUUCUGCUCCUCCAGACCCUGCCGCAGGAUUUGCACUAACUCUGGCAGCAGGGGGGUGCAGUUCCAUGCCCUUCAGCUCUUGCCUGGGAGAUUGGGGCUCACCAAUGCAAAAAGUCUAGUUAACAGAGCACGGGUGUUUUGGCUACUCAUCCCUUUUUGUUUUGUGUUUUGAGAGCUCUGAACUGAAACCUGGCUUGACCUGUAGCAGAUUUCAACUAGAAGUAGCGUAUUAGGCACUGGACAUCAGCCGUGCAUGUCCUUCACUCACAUUUCAGUUCCAACUUGAGUUCCUCUAUCCCUGCCUCUUCAGGUAGUCUUUCUCCAUCUGUUUUUGAGCAGCUCGACUUUCUUGCGGAAGCAGAACUCGGUGUAGCAGUCAGCGCAAGUGACCGAAGACCAGAAACUCACCCAAACCGUCGAGCUGGAGGUGAACAGCAGAACGGGGGGGUGUCCUGCUCUCAGGAAACUGCAGUGCCCCAUUCACAGUAUGGAGCGUGCGGCAGAACCGGUGUGGGCCCCGACCAGCCCUGUAGUUCAUAAAGAAGUAAUUAGCUCUCUAAUUGAUGUUGGCAAAGCUGACACAAGCUCCAGGGCAGACUCCAGAGCGGUGCCUCCUGUGGUGGGGGAACAGGCACCAAUACUUACUCAGGCAGCUCAGACUUUUUCACCUUCUAGUGCUGCAGAGGUGCAAGGAUUGCUGAAAGCAUGAAUGAGGUCCCAAAUGUUACAAAAUAGACCAUGUUGAUUAUAUUGUUCUCAGAACUGUUUUAGCACAGGUAUUUUAAAGGCACAGAACUACUAGAAAUGUGUUUAACUUGGUCUUCAUAUUAAAUUGGUGCUUCAGAGCAAGGGCAAGGUGAAAUACUGUGCUGGGUUUUGUUUCAGAGUUUUUGGGUUUUUUUUUUUUAGUCUUUCUGCUUUUCUGUACUAGAGAUUAUUUCCUUCCAUGGAGGCAAACAGUUCAACUGAACCUGAGUUUCCCUCCAUCUUUAGCACGUGUUAGGAUCCCCUCUGCAUUCACGCAGUGCUGACUGACCACCACUGAGGAACAACGUGGAAGGGGAGAGCUCAGUGCCUGGCAGAAGUUGGUGUUUUGUUCUCUUUGCCUUCCCCUGCUGCAGUGGGACGGGUGGCACUGGCUGCCUCAGGCAAGAGCCAGGGAGGGAAGGGCGAGCGAGGGGUAGGUAGAACAGUCCUGAGCCCGUGCUUUCAGCAGAGCUCCCCGGCUGCUGCUUCCCCCUACGCGGCUCUGCUCGAGGGAGGAUGUUGCACACUUGCACUACACACAACACCCGCAGUUUAGCUUUGGAAUUUCACAGCAAGAACCAACCACAUAACGUUGUGUGAACAAAAUGCACUCAAAAAUGAAGUAAAUGUCAGUGCAUUGCGUCUGUAUAUAGGUGUGACAGUUUGUAUUACAGAAACCUUCACCUUUUUAAGGACCAGCUGACAACUCAGCAGGGUAGAAAUACACAGUCAAUAAAACUGAGGGAAAAACGUGUAGGACAAAGGUUUUCUGCUUGUUGCAUUCCCUGUCUUUUUUAAAGGGGUUGUACGUAGUUUUAUAUACUGUAAUAUGUUGAUUCAAUUUGUGAAUUAAUUGGAUGUUUAUAAAGAAGUAUCUCUGUAACAAUUUAUAUUAAGGAGGCAAUAAUUUUGUACAAAACUACUUACCUUGACAGUCUGACAGUGGUUAUACAGCCUUGUAAAUUAAUUUAUAAGUGGACUGAUAAAAUAGCAAUGAGAAAAACUGUAAAUUGAACAGAGACUUAUUUAACAUAGUAAAAAUACUGCUAAUAUUUUAAGAAAGAUGUUUAACACAUAACUGAAUGUAUAAAUCCAGACAUUAAUUUUAUUCAGAUUUUUUUUAAUAAUUGUAUAUAUUUUUCAUACCUAGUUUUUCCAAAAAAAUGCUGUAAUGUUUUUUAAAGACCUUUUUCAUUUUUCCUAUUGUCAGACAUGGUUCUUCAGGAGUUAAAAACUUCUAUGAUUUUAUAGGACAACAAUCAAUAAAAUACUUCUAAGUCCUUAACUAGAAAAA
Molecule: messenger RNA, 4968 nt
Organism: Grus americana (Whooping crane)
Lineage: Eukaryota; Metazoa; Chordata; Aves; Gruiformes; Gruidae
Gene: ARHGEF26
Product: Rho guanine nucleotide exchange factor 26
Exons: 15
Coding region: 325-2925 (866 amino acids)
Biological process (GO): activation of GTPase activity
Molecular function (GO): guanyl-nucleotide exchange factor activity; protein binding
Source: RefSeq, a predicted model, not a curated record